Rangifer tarandus platyrhynchus (Svalbard reindeer) is the source of this 378-nucleotide messenger RNA. Lineage: Eukaryota; Metazoa; Chordata; Mammalia; Artiodactyla; Cervidae. The record is from the annotation of a GenBank genome assembly.
AUGGGAAGAAUGGAGGCAGCUGCUCCUUGCCACUGGCCCCAUGGGACGGAUGCACUCCAAGGGGGCAGCCCUGGACAUGGCCCCCUAGGAGACACAGCUGCACCUGCCAUAUUUGUUGAGGCCCAGGUUCUGCUCAGACCAGGGCCUCAGGAAGCAGGGGUCACUGCAGACCAGGUGGGGAGCUGGGGCAAGAGCUGGGCUUUGGGGUCCAGCAGCAUCCAGGAUGGGGGCAGCCUUGGUGGGCCCGGCUUAAGGAGAGGCUGGGUAUCCAUGGGGACGGUGCCACCAUAUGACCCGGGACGCUCGGAGGCCCAAGCUCUGGUGAAUUCUGUGCUCAUGACCUGGGCCCAUGAACUCAAAAUAAAUACAGUAAAAUAA